AUGCUCAUUCCCAGAAUCUUGGUGCUGGCCCUCAUGUUUUCAACGGGCGUCCUGCUGCAGCUGCUGGGCUGCGUGCUGUACCGCAACUACUGGCCCAUGCUGACGGGCAUCAUGUACGUGCUGGUGCCGAUGCCGUACCUCUUCUUUGGAGGCGGGACGGACACCUACGGAUACAGCAGCAUCGCCAGCGGGUGGGUCGACGCGGGCAAGUUCCUGACUGGAUUCUCCGCGGUGGGGUCGAUCGCGAUCCCCGCCAUCCUGGCGCACGCUCAGGUCAUCACCACGGGGGCGCUGCUGAUGGAGCUGGCCGCGGUGUUUGUGCUGGGCGCCACGUUCCUGGUGUACGACUACUUCGCCAGCCAGGACAGCGGCUAUUGA
This is a messenger RNA of Monoraphidium neglectum, 378 nucleotides long. Its product is annotated as Vacuolar protein sorting-associated protein-like 55. The record is from RefSeq and is a predicted model, not a curated record. Gene Ontology annotation, cellular component: endosome. NCBI's taxonomy places the organism in Eukaryota, Viridiplantae, Chlorophyta, Chlorophyceae, Sphaeropleales, Selenastraceae. Gene Ontology annotation, biological process: late endosome to vacuole transport via multivesicular body sorting pathway. Bases 1 to 378 code for a protein of 125 amino acids. The transcript is spliced from 4 exons.